This is a messenger RNA of Anguilla anguilla (European eel), 1838 nucleotides long. RefSeq names its product GTP-binding protein RAD-like. Bases 173 to 1096 code for a protein of 307 amino acids. Gene Ontology annotation, cellular component: plasma membrane. The record is from RefSeq and is a predicted model, not a curated record. The transcript is spliced from 5 exons. Gene Ontology annotation, biological process: negative regulation of high voltage-gated calcium channel activity. Gene Ontology annotation, molecular function: calcium channel regulator activity; GTP binding; GTPase activity. NCBI's taxonomy places the organism in Eukaryota, Metazoa, Chordata, Actinopteri, Anguilliformes, Anguillidae.
GAAAGCAAACCGAAAACCACUGUGGAAGAGCGCAUAUACCGUAAAGGAUUCUGACACUUUGUAACAGGAGCUUUAACAUCGUUAUCCCCCGCGAAAGAGGCUACACAAAGGGACAGGAUUUCGAAAGGAAAAGCUUGGAAUUGGACUUGGAAUUUGAAAUAUAUCUGGAAACAUGACUCUGAACAAAGGUGACAAAUUGCGGAACAUGGACAAAAGACGAGGUAGCAUACCGUUUCCCGUCCACCUGCAGACCCUGCAUCGAAGGAGCAUGCCAGUGGAUGACCGAGAGCUGCACUCUACAAUGCCCUCAGCACAAACGGGAGAGCUGGCGAGCCUUAUGCGCUGCACGUCCUACAGCCCCUGUGACCAGCACCGAGAUAGCUGCGUGUCAGACUCUUCCGACUCUAUCAUCUCCUCAGGCAGCGACUCCGAGGGACAGGCUCACAAGGUGGUUCUCCUGGGCGAACAUGGCGUUGGAAAAUCAAGUUUGGCACGUAUAUUCGGCGGAGUUGAAGAGUGUCACGACUGCGAUGAAGCAGGAAACACAUAUGACAGAUCAGUCAUUGUUGAUGACGAGGAGGCUUCUAUUAUUUUGUAUGACAUAUGGGAACAGGAUAACAGCCAAUGGCUGAGGGAGCAGUGCAUGCGGAUGGGCGAUGCUUACAUCAUCGUGUAUUCAGUAACGGACAAGGCCAGCUUUGAGAAGGCCUCUGAGCUGCGCAUACAGCUGCGCAGGGCCAGGCAGUCUGAGAACAUUCCCAUUAUACUAGUGGGGAACAAGAGCGAUCUUGUGCGGUCCAGAGAGGUCACAGUGGAGGAGGGAAGAGCUUGCGCUGUGGUGUUUGACUGCAAGUUUAUUGAGACGUCGGCCUCGCUGCACCACAACGUUCGGGACCUCUUCGAGGGCAUCGUCCGGCAGAUACGCCUGCGCAAAGACAGCAAAGAGGACAACGCCAGGCGGCAGGCCAACAACAAGAGGCGGGAAAGCAUCAGCAAGAAGGCCAAACGCUUCCUGGGCCGGAUGGUGGCUAAGAAGAACAAAAAGAUGGCCUUUCGGCAGAAGUCCAAGUCCUGUCAUGACCUCUCAGUCCUCUGAGAAGUCAAAACGUUUUGCCCCCCCCCCCCCCCCGAAGACCAGAAGCUGUGUGUCACAGGCUUGAGUUUUCAACACUAACCCAAGGACUGAAAGAACUGUACAUACAUUUAUUUACAUUUUUUAAAAUUGUAAAUUGAGAGGAUUGUAUUGAGAAAAAUGCCAUGACAAUUUGGUGAUGAUGAAUCUGCAUGAGGCUUUCUAAAUUUCACCAUUUUUUCUUUUUUUAAAUCUGCCUUAAAAUAAAAUGUUUGGCUUGUGUUUUUAGAGAGUUACAGUGCAAAAUCACAUCCUAAUAAUUAGGUGGACAUAGUAUUGCCUUGGCAGUGAAGGAAGUAUGGUAUUGUGUUACUGUAUAUUCUAUUUGAUGGAACAUUUAGCACACACCAUACUACAGAGUGCGCAGAAAAACAAACAGGGAGCAUUGUUACAGAAACUUUUAUAGAAAGGGUUGUAAAAAUGUUAUUUAAAGCACUUUGUGUAAGAUCACCAUUUAUGUGUCAUCUGGAAGCAUAUUUACUUGAAAAUGAGUACGCUGGUUCGUACAGUACUUUGGCUAAGAUACAGAGACAUAAGUGGGUGGGAGGCAGUGAGGAUUAAAAUGAAAAAAGAACGUAUUCUUAUUUUGUCCUGGGAUUCACACUACAGAUGUAAAUGAAUGAACAGAAGCAAUAAGUUAUAUUUGUGUCGUGAAUUUGCAUUGUUUAGACAUUGUUUGUUUCUUAAAACUAUGUUAUUUCAUUUU